AUGAUAUGGGUUCCAUGGAGAAUCCAUUUGCAUUUUAGAAAGCAAGGCAUCAAUGGCCCUAACUACCGUCCCAUCUUUGGGAACACGAAUGAGUAUCGUAAUUCAUUUACUGAAGCACGGAAGAAAACAAUGUCUUUUAACCACGAUAUUGUCCAUCGAGUAACCCCAUUUUAUCAUGAAUGGUCACGCAAGUAUGGGAAGACGUUCCUCUACUGGUUUGGAGUCAUUCCCAUAUUGGCUACAGCUGAUCUGGACAUGAUAAAGGAGAUUUUCUUGAACACGGGUGGUGGAUCAUUUGAGAAGGUAAGACUUAACCCUCAGGCUAAGCUGCUCUUCGGACAGGGGCUUAAUGGUUUGAUUGGCGAGGAGUGGGCUCUUCAUAGGAGGAUUGCGAACCAGGCUUUUAUGAUGGAGCGGAUUAAGUGUUGCGGGAUAGAAAUUAUGGCAAGCACAAUGAAGAUGCUAAAAAAGUGGGAGGAAAUAAGAGGAGAGAAAGAUGAGUUUGAGAUGGAUGUACAUAAAGAAUUUCAAGGCCUUGCAUCAGAUGUUAUAUCUAAAACAGCUUUUGGAAGCAAUUAUGAGGAGGGGAAGCGCGUAUUCGCGUUACAGGACAGACAGAAGCAGCUAGUCUUCGAUGCUAUAGGAAAUGAUGGGAAGGAAGAGAAAUUGGGGGUUGAGGAGAUUAUAAAUGAAUGCAAGGCCUUCUACUUUGCAGGAAAGGAAUCUAUGGCCGAUCUUUUGACUUGGGCACUUCUUCUUUUAGCACUGCAUCAGGAAUGGCAAAACAAGGCACGGGAAGAAGUGUUAUCUGUCUGUAGAGGAAAUGAAGUUCCAGUUUCAGAGAAAGUAAAUGAUCUUAAGAUUGUGAACUUGAUAAUCCAUGAAACACUUCGGCUUUACCCUCCAGCUGUGAUGUUGAUGAGGCAAACAACCAAAAAGGUAAAGUUGAGAGCCCUCGAUGUUCCUGCCGGCACACAAUUUUUUCUGGCCCUGCCUUCUAUUCAUCAUGACACUGAUAUAUGGGGAAAAGAUGCUAAUGAGUUCAAUCCGCUAAGAUUCAACGAGCCUAGAAGUCACUUGGCUUCAUUUUUUCCAUUUGGUUUAGGUCCUAGAAUCUGUGUUGGAAAAAAUCUAGCAAUUAUGGAAGCAAAAGUUGCCCUGGCCACGAUAAUAAGGCAUUACUCUUUUGUAGUGUCCCCCACCUACCUUCAUGCUCCAAGACUCUUGAUAAGCAUGCAGCCUCAGUAUGGUGCGCAACUCCUCCUCCGUCGGAUUGCAAAAGAAUUUGCCAAUACAAGUGUUGUAGGUUCUUUGCUCUCUUCCUCAAUUAGGACUUUGGGGGACGGUGCCCUAGUAAAGCAAGGCAUAAGUGGCCCUAACUACCGUCCGAUCUUCGGAAACACACCUGAGUACCGCCGUCUGUUUAGUGAAGUACGAUCAAAGCCAAUGCCUUUUAACCACGACAUCGUCCGCCGAGUGGCCCCAUUUUACUAUGAGUGGUCGCGCAAGUAUGGGAAGACGUUCCUCUAUUGGUUCGGAACCAAGCCAACGUUGGCUAUAUCUGAUCCUGAUAUGAUUAAGGAGGUUCUCAUGAAUACGGGUGAUGGGUCGUUUCAGAAGGCGCAAAACAACCCUAUAGCUAAGCUGCUCUUUGGACAGGGACUUAAUGGCCUGGAUGGUGAGGAGUGGGCUCUUCAUAGGAGGAUCGCAAACCAGGCGUUUACGAUUGAGCGGGUUAAGUGUUGGGUGCCAGAAAUAGUGGAAAGCAUUACCAAGAUGCUAAUGAAGUGGGAGGAAAUAAGAGGAGGGAGAGAUGAGUUUGAGAUUGAUGUACAUAAAGAGCUUCAGAACUUCACAUCAGACGUUAUAGCCAAAACGGCUUUUGGAAGCAAUUAUGAAGAAGGGAAACGUAUAUUUUCAUUACAAGAUCAACAUAAGUUCCUCGCCUACCAGGCUUUUGGAAAUGUCUAUAUUCCAGGGUUCAGGUUUUUGCCCACCAAGAAAAACAGGCAGAGGUGGAAAUUCGACAAGGAAACUCGUGAAGCAAUACGGUAUUUGAUCAAAACUAACAACAGUGAAAGAGAGAAUUCAAGGAACCUACUCAGUUUAUUGAUGUCUUCCUAUAAAAAUCAAGAAGGCGAGGAAGAGAAACUAGGGAUUGAGGAGAUUAUAAAUGAAUGCAAGACCUUCUACUUCUCAGGAAAGGAAUCUACUGCCGAUCUUUUGACUUGGGCACUUCUCCUUUUAGCUUUGCAUCAAGAAUGGCAAAACAAGGCAAGAGAAGAAGUGUUUUCCAUCUAUGGAGAGAAUGAACCUAUAGCUGCAGAGAAGUUAAAUGACCUUAAGAUUGUGAACUCGAUUAUCUGUGAAACACAGCGACUUUAUCCUCCAGUAGUGAUGUUGCCGAGGCAGACUUCUAAAAAUGUCAAAUUGGGAACUCUCGACGUUCCAGCUGGCACACAUUUCUAUUUAGCCUUGCCUUCUGUUCAUCAUGAUCCUGAUAUAUGGGGAAACGAUGCUAAUGAGUUCAAUCCCCUAAGAUUCAAUGAGCCGAGAAAUCACCUGGCUUCAUUUUUUCCAUUCGGGAUCGGUCCUAGAAUGUGUGUUGGUAAAAAUUUAGCAGUCAUGGAGCCUCUUGCUGAGCACACAACCUCAAUAUGGUGCUCAGAUCCUCUUUCGCAGGCUUUGAAAUUGAAAGGAGCUUUGUAUGGUGCUGGGUGCAAGACUUCAAACAGCAUCAUUGCUCCUUCUUCCAUCAGCUGUACCGAACUUGUCCAUUUCAGAAAGCAAGGCAUAAGUGGCCCCAACUACCGUCCACUCUUCGGGAACGCACCUGAGUUUAGUCGUCUAUUUAGCGAAGCACGGUCAAAGCCAAUGUCUUUCAACCACGAUGUGGUCCCUCGAGUGGCCCCAUUUUACUAUGAGUGGUCGCAGAAGUACGGGAAGACGUUCCUCUAUUGGUUUGGAACCAAGCCCACGUUGGCCAUAUCAGACCCUGAUAUGAUUAAAGAGGUUCUUAUGAACACGGAUGGUGGGUUGUUUGAGAAAGCACGAAAUAACCCUCUGGCUAAGCUGCUCUUUGGACAGGGACUUAUUGGGCUCAGCGGUGCGGAGUGGGCACUUCAUAGGAGGAUCGCAAACCAGGCUUUUAUGAUUGAGCGAGUGAAGUGUUGGGUGCCAGGAAUUGUUGCAAGUACCGCGAAGAUGCUAACAAAAUGGGAGGAAAUAAGAGGAGGGAGAGAUGAGUUUGAGAUGGAUGUGAUGGAUGAUCUUCAGGACCUCUCAGCAGACGUUAUAUCCAAAACCGCUUUUGGAAGCAGCUAUGAAGAAGGGCGGCGUAUAUUUGCAUUACAGGAACAACAAAAGUACCUUGCCUUCCAGGCUUUAGGAAAUGCUUAUAUUCCGGGGUUCAGACUCGGCAUAGAAUAUUAUUCAAGUUAUGAAAGUAAUCGUUCUGUUGUCAUUGAACUCAAAUGGACGAGAAUGAAGACGGCAAAGAAAAGAAAAAUAGGAAAGGAAACUACUGCCGAUCUUGUGACAUGGGCACUUCUCCUUUUAGCAUUCCAUCAUGAAUGGCAAACCAAGGCACGGGAAGAAGUGUUUUGCGUGUAUGGAGGGAAGGAACUUCCAGUUGCAGAGAAGUUAAAUGACCUUAAGAUUCUCCAAGACAAGGAGCUACAACUUUUCAAUGAAAAGAUGAAAUCGAAGGAUAUGAAGGAUAUGAAACAUAAGGAAAAAUUGAAUUUGAUACUCAACGAAACGCUGCGGCUUUACCCUCCAGUUCUGAUGUUGAUGCGGCAAACAUCUAAGAAGGUGAGGUUGGGGACCAUCGACAUUCCUCCUGAUACACAACUCUAUUUGCCUUUGCCUGCUGUCCAGCAUGACACUGAUAUAUGGGGAAAAGAUGCUAAUGAGUUCAAUCCUUUGAGAUUCAACGAGUCUCGAAAGCACUUGGCCUCGUUUUUUCCAUUUGCGAUGGGCCCUAGAAUUUGUGUUGGUCAAAGUUUAGCAAUUAUGGAGGCAAAGAUUGCCCUAGCCAUGAUAAUCAGACAGUACUCUUUGGCUGUGUCUCCCACUUAUGUUCAUGCUCCAAACCUGUUUAUAAGCAUGCAGCCUCAAUACGGUGCACAGAUCCUCUUUCGCAAGAUUUCAAAUUGA
Molecule: messenger RNA, 4158 nt
Organism: Dovyalis caffra
Lineage: Eukaryota; Viridiplantae; Streptophyta; Magnoliopsida; Malpighiales; Salicaceae
Source: the annotation of a GenBank genome assembly